AUGGGUGUUACAUUUGCACCUCAGUUCCCCAAUUUUCCUACCACACAUUUCUCUAUGUCUAGUGGAAUAACCCAACCGCCCAAUUACCAGGCUUUCUAUAGAGUUUUAUCCAAUCCAAAAAGCAUCCGCCUGUUGCAGGUAUCCAGAGAUACUGGUUGUAUGAAGUAUGCAAUUAACUAUGAGCAAUACCUCAUUAUGCACCGCACUUGGAAACUUUGCAUUCGAGAAGACUUGUCAUUCUCGUUCAACAAUAAGGACUUCAAGAUCCUGCUCACUGCCACCGCCAGUCCAAACGAAAUGGCUGACUUGAUAGUCCGAGAAGUUACUAAACCAGUGAACUAUCCAGAUCACCAAAUGGGAAUGAAAACCUGCCGCUAUGAAAACCAGUCAAAAUUGGGUCGUCUUACCGAAUUCUUUUUGAUCCCUGACAAUAUUUGCGAUGAGUCUCUACAUGUUAGAAUCGAUACCUGGGUCGAUCGACGGACUCUCAUGAAGUUUGCAAAUGUCAAGAUUGAAAGUUUCAACAUAGAGUACCAUUAUAGGCAACAGUAUGGAUGUCGAGUGGAUAUUUCCGAAUCGACUUGCAAAGUUCUGUACUCUCCAAUCCAUGGGCCUCUUUUGGGAGGAAAUUUGGAUGAGCCAACCGUUCGAAGCCAGGUGAUGCGAAAUGACCAGCUAGAAUGGCUUCAAAAAUUGAUUCACAAGACAGCAAUAUAUUUUCAGGAUGGAAAAAAUAAUAUUGGUUUUGCUCCGUAUUCUGCUGAUAGUAUUGUGGGUUGGUAA
This is a messenger RNA of Sungouiella intermedia, 783 nucleotides long. Lineage: Eukaryota; Fungi; Ascomycota; Pichiomycetes; Serinales; Metschnikowiaceae. The record is from the annotation of a GenBank genome assembly.